Monodelphis domestica (gray short-tailed opossum) is the source of this 3997-nucleotide messenger RNA. Lineage: Eukaryota; Metazoa; Chordata; Mammalia; Didelphimorphia; Didelphidae. The record is from RefSeq and is a predicted model, not a curated record.
CAAGCAGAGAUUAGGUUCCUUGGGAUAAGAUUCAUGCUUUAGGUUGACUUUGAACUAAUUAUCUCUCAGGUGUCUUUCAACUCUAUGAUUUGACUCUGAUAAUACUGAUUCUAGUAAUGACCAACACUGGUGCUUUGGGGAAGUGAAUAUAGGGGAGGGACUCACUGAGGCCCAGGCUAGAGAGAAUGCCUUUCUUCUCCCUUCUCAAAAUUCAGUGGUUUAUUCCUGACUAUAUUAGUCAGGAUUUGAAGAGGGAGUUUGAAUGAUAUGCUGAAGGGGGCCUUCUAAGAGGAGAGGAAAGAGGAGUGAAAAAAAAAGCCAAACCAAACAACACAUCAUGUUCCAAGGUAACAGAAGAAAAUAUAUAAACCGAAUGAAAGAGAAAUUCAGCCUCACUUGGGAUGGUAGCUCCUCUUCUCUUGGAAAUCUUAGAGACUUAAACAAGGAAUUCGUACCCCUUAUGCUUCUCCAUAAGUACAAAGAACUGAAGAAUAUAUGCAGGAAAAAUACACCUGUCUCAGUCAUGACAAAGCAAGCACACAUCAUUGACAUGUCAGAAUUAUUUGGGUCUGAUGAGAGGAAAUAUGUUCCACAGACUGUUGUGCUAUGUGGUGGUGCUGGAAUUGGGAAAACAAUACUGACCAGAAAGAUAAUGCUAGACUGGGCAGAGGGAGACCUCUUUCAGGACAGAUUUAAAAAUGUUAUUUAUGUGAACUGUAAGACAGUAAACCUUACAUUAGAGAUGACUUUAGUUGAUCUGAUUUCCAAAGAUUGGCCAGACCUCCAAGCACCCAUAGAAGCAAUUAUGUCUAAUCCCAAACAACUCCUUUUUAUUAUUGAUGGUUUUGAUGAAGUGAAGUGGCCUUUUGUGGAACCUGAACCUGAACUAUGUCAUCACUGGAAGGAGAAGUGUCCAGUGCCUGUCCUUCUGCGAAGUUUACUGUGGAAAACAAUAUUUCCUCGGUCAUCUUUACUGAUAGCUACACGGAGCUCAGCUCUGAUGAGAUUCAGGUGCUUAAUAGAUGAUCCAAAUUGUGUAGAAGUCCUGGGAUUCACUGAAGCUAAUAUUGAGAUGUAUAUCUCUAAGUUUUUCAAAAGUGAAGCUAAGGUGCUGAAAGUCCUCGAUUUGUUAAAAGUCAGUGACACUUUGUCAGAGAAGUGUUCUGUCCCCCUGGAGUGUUGGAUUAUCUGUACUUGCCUGAAACAACAGAUGGAAAGAGGAGAAGUACCUGUAUUGUUACCCCAAACCACCACAGAUCUCUAUGUGUCUUAUCUUUCUUUUGGAUUAUCCCAUGAUGGGAGCUCUUCAAGUCAGCACCAUGACCUCCAACUGAGGCGCCUGUGCUCCUUGGCUGCAGAGGAAGUAUGGGCUGGGAAGUUUACAUUUAAUGAAGAUGACCUCAAAAGACAUGGGUUAGAUGUAUCUGAUGAUUCUUUUCUCAAUAUGUACAUUCUUGAGAAAAAGGACAAGGAAAACUGCUACAGUUUCAUUCACGGGAGAUUCCUGGAGUUUUUUGCUGCCAUGUUCUAUGUGCUGGAAGAAAAGAGAGAAGAAAGGGAUUAUCCUGCCUUUGCUGUGAAGGAUGUGAUAGAGCUAUUGGUACAGACUAGAGAAUCAGACUCUGAGGUUUCCAUUAUGAAUUUCCUUUUUGGACUAUUGAAUGAAGAGACUAUGAGACAGCUGGAUAGAAAUUUCGUUUACCCAACGAUACAAAGAGGGAAGGCAGAAUUACUACAAUGGAUGAUUCUAGAAAGCAACAUACAAAGAAUGAUAAAUCCUCUGCUGCACCCAGAUCCUUUGGAAUUGUUUCAGUGUUUAUAUGAGAUACGACAGGAGGAACUGGUGAGGAAGACAAUGAAAUAUUUCCAAAGUAUGAGAUUGAAUCUUCACACAUCAAAAGAUAUCCUUGUCUCUAUAUUCUGCAUUAAGUUAUGCUACAAUUUGGUGAACAUACAUCUGCAUAUCAGUCGAACUUUGAUGUACAAUUCUCCCCACAUCCUCAUUCAAUGGAAGGAACUUAUCUCUGUACUCCUUUUUAAGAAAAGCCUGAUCGAGUUGGAAUUAAGUGGCAGUUUCCCGGAUGACAGAUUAAUGAAGAUAGUUUACAAAGAGAUAAUGCACCCUAACUGUAAACUGCAUACUCUGAGGUUCCAUCAGGUUGAAUUAAGUGAAGAAAUGAAGAAAGAGUUUGAAAAUUUACCAAAGAUGAAGAAUUUCUUGUAUGUGUUUUUCAUGUGGAAAAAUGUAGAGAUAAUCCCUGACUCUGAAAUGAAAGAAGAGGAAUAUGAGAAUUCACCACAGGAUCAUCAGAGGUUCGAACCAGAAGAAGUUACCCCACAAACAGAGGCAGAAGUGACUUCUUUACUAGCCUCUUUUGACCCUUUGAAAGAAGAACAGUUAGAUCUGGAGAAGUGCCUGUUCCUGGGACCAAAUGGACCAGUAGAGCCUGAAUGGAUAGACAAGAAGAGAAACAUAUACAAAGUUCGUUUAUCUAUGGCUGGCUUCUACCACUGCCCUUAUACUGGACUUGGUUUUGAUGUGAGAAGUGAAGUGACUGUUGAUAUUGAAUUUGGUACCUGGAAUCAGCACUUAGAUUGGAUUCAGCAGCAAAGCUGGAUGAUCGCUGGCCCUCUGUUUCAUAUCACAGUUGAUCCUGGGGUUGUGACUUCUGUGCAUCUCCCUCAUUUUGUGCAUCUCCAAGGAGGAAAAGUUGAUAUCUCUUUGUUCAAAAUUGCCCACUUUAAAGAAGAGGGAAUGGUCCUAGAGAAUCCAACAAGAAUGGAAUCAUCCCAUGCCAUCCUGGAAAACCCUAGCUUCUCUCCCAUGGGAGUUCUGCUGAGAAUUGUGCAUUCUACCUUUCGAUUCAUUCCCAUUUAUUCCACUACUCUGAUCUACUUCCGUCUAAGGGCAGAGGACAUCACACUCCACCUUUAUCUGAUCCCCAGUGACUGCACAAUAAGGAAGGCUAUUGAUGAAGAAGAGGCAAAAUUCCACUUUUUACGUCUGCAUAAACCAUCUCCAGUAACCCCACUCUACAUUGGCUCUCGUUUCUUAGUAUCUGGAUCAAAACACUUGGAAAUAAUGCCUACAGAACUAGAACUCUGCUACCAGAGUGCUGGGGAAUGUCAGUUUUUCUCUGAGAUUUACACCAGCAAUGUGAAGGAGAUAAUCAGUUUGGAUUUGAGAGACCCAAAGGGGACAGUGGUCUGGGGGACAUUGGUAAGAUCAGGAGAUGUUGGAACAGUUUGUGCCCCAAUCUCUCCAGCUACCACAGAGCUUCACUUUGUUGAUCAACACAGGAACCAGAUAAUUUCUCGGGUAACGUCAGUGGACAUAAUCCUUGACAGACUUCACAGCCAAUUCCUCAGCAAUGAAGAUUAUGAGCACAUACGGGCAGAGAAAACUAACCCUGAGAAGAUGAGAAGACUGUUUAGUUUUAGCCCAUCCUGGAGCAAGGAUUACAAAGACCACCUCUAUAGGGUCCUGAGAGAGAUACACCCUCACCUCAUGAAUGAACUAGAACAUAUGGAAAAGAUAUUAGUAAGAAAGUAAGAAAUUAGUAAGAAAGCCAUUGGGUGGACUUUUCUACUAGCAGCAAUGCAAUGAUCCAGGACAAUUCUGAGGGACUUAGGAGAAAGAAUUGUGGGAAAAGAAAUACAAAGUUUGGAAAUUGACUGGAAUGAGAUGGAGAAGGUAGUUAUGCUGAACUUUUACUUAGAAAAAUCAAUAUUUUAAAGCUGUAAAUAAUAUUCCAAACUUUUCAGUGUUUGUAAAAUUUAUACUUCUGAAGAUGUUAAAUCUUAAAACUAUCUAAAUGUUUUUGGGACAUCCUGUAUAUCAAAUUGAUAAGGGGAACCAUUGGAGAGGAAUGUACUAGCAGCUGGCAAAGCAUAAGAAUUCAGUGCAGAAAGUAGCCACUGAACUAAAUCUUGAAGGAAAUCAGGGAUUCCAAAGUAAAAGAAGAGAGAGCAAUUCAGACAUAUGAAGGCAGAGGAG